Messenger RNA from Mangifera indica (mango), 387 nucleotides. RefSeq names its product proline-rich receptor-like protein kinase PERK2. Lineage: Eukaryota; Viridiplantae; Streptophyta; Magnoliopsida; Sapindales; Anacardiaceae. The transcript has a single exon. Bases 1 to 387 code for a protein of 128 amino acids. The record is from RefSeq and is a predicted model, not a curated record.
AUGGCUGCUUUUAAGCAUUUCUUCUUGUUAUCUUUGCUUGUAGCACUAUUGUCAAGUUUUGAUAUGAGUCUUGCAUCUCGCCAUCUUUUGGACAAUCCAGCGGCACCACCUCCAUUAUUGCCGACAAUUCCACCACUGCCGAAGGCCACAUUGCCGCCAUUGCCAUCAAUUCCAACAUUACCUAAAGCUACACUUCCACCUCUGCCUUCAACUCCAUUGCCAACUCUCCCAACUCAGCCAACUCCUCCAAAACCAACGUUGCCUCCUUUGCCAAAUCCAACUGUCCCAAAACUGAUUCUCCCUCCAUUGCCAAAUCCAACUCCUCUUCCCACCAUUCCCACUACAAUCCCGUCAAUUCCUUUCUUCUCUCCACCACCAUCAAAUUAA